GCGGAAGUCCGCAAUCUGGCCGAGUCGCAUCGAUAAUCUGUUCCCGACUUGUCAGCGUGUGAGUGACGUUGCACUUCGAGCAGCCGUUUCUGAACAGCGAAGAUUUCUUGAAAAGACUGUUUGUUGCAUCAUUCCAAGUCUUCUCUUAAUACUAGUUUCAUUCAGAAGUGGACAGGAAUAAAUCAAAUCUGGGCCACAACGGCUAAAGUUAAGCGCUGCAGUAGUGCAGGCCGAAACAUCUGGUUGCACCGGCAUGGUUGCACAAUGUUGAUGACGACAACGUUGACGGAGUUGCAACCAGAAGUUUCAAGAAAUUUGAAGAAAGGCUUGGGCAGGGUUUUUUUUACCCAUUACACAAACUUCAUACCAGUAUAUUGCAUGAGUCACCUUGCUACCAACUCCCAUAUAUUUUGACAUUGGAAGAAAUCAUUGUGGUGUGAACAGUGCAUCAUGGGAGUAAAAGGACUUAGCUCUAUGAUUGAGCAGUAUCCGUCACUGUUCACAAAUCACUGCCUGCAUGAUGAGGGUCUUGUCAUAGACGGCUAUGCACUCCUGUUUUACCUGUAUUUUGAUCGCCCUCCGUGUGAUGAUGGGCAUCAUGGUGGAUGCUACGAGAACUUUUCAGCCAAGUGCAAGCUUUUCUUUCACAAUCUUGCCAAGUGUAAUGUUUCUCCUUAUCUGGUGUUUGAUGGAGCCAUGGAGAAGGACAACAAAAAGCUUGCAGAAACAAAGUCCAGGAGCCUGGAACGCAUCCGGACAGCUGUUGCUAUUUCUGGUGGCAGUGGUGGGAUAGCUGUGUCUCCCUGCAGUGUACUGGUAUUUAUCAAGGUGCUUGAUGAUCUUGGCAUUCCAUAUGUAUUUUGCGACUUUGAGGCUGAUGCUGAAACUGCAGUACUAGCCAAUGCUUGGAACUGUGUAGCAGCUUCGCGUGACAGUGACUUCUACAUCAUGGACCUAAGAGUUGGGUACUUGCCACUUGACUAUUUGGACUGGAAGAAUCCAAGAAAGACGAAGGCACCGGAAGCAGCGGCACAGUCCAGAAGGAGAAGGUGUAAAAUGUCAACUGAACCUUCAGCCAGUGAGCUGUACAUUGAGUGUAAGAAAUACAAACGUAGUGCACUGUGCAAAAUGUUCCAUGUCAAGCAGACAUUACUGCCAGUACUUGCCACUGCUGUUGGGAACGAUUACAAAGACACCUUUGGGGCCUCUCUUGACCCAUUCCACAGUUUUGUUCACUCCCAGUUCUCUCGGUCAAAAUCAGGCAGUAAGAGCCACAAUCAGAUUAUCAGCUACCUGUCCUGGCUGAGUGAGAAAGAGACCAUUGAGGAAGCUGUUGGAGACAUGGUCAGGCACGUGACAGGUGCCAACCUAGAGAAGCUGAAACGGCUCAUUGAUGCCUCACUUGAGAUGUACCAACUGUCAGACAGCGAACCUUUGGGACAUGUGUCUGGAGGUCUUGGGAAACCUGCCAAAAGCAAGUUGGCAGCAUUUGUCUCUGUACCGCCAUGGUUUGUUGUGCUGCUGAACGAGGGUAAAGUGUCGGCAUUGUGUGCUAAUGUCCUGUGCAACAAGAGGGUGUUCCUAACUGUUCAAGUGGAAGACCCUCUCCAACCUAGUGCUGGAAGAGCAUCACUCAACAUCAGAUCCGUCUUGUAUGGCAUCCUGCUCAAAGAGCAGAAGUCAGCCUCCAGGAGACAGCCAGUUGUUGAGGAGUAUGCGCAGUCCUUAGGAACGCUCAAAUACAGCACUGUGGAGCCAGUCUAUGAGAUGGCUAAAGAUGAUGAGCACAGGUUAGCCAUGCCGGGUCUGCAGGAUAUCCCAGCCAUGUCUGAGACUGAUCGCAGAGGUGUUCUCCUUGCCGCAGUGGAUGUUGAUGGCUCAGUCAUUAGUGGCAUUCCAGCCGUGUUCCAACUAGCCACCUGUGUGACAGUGUACUUGCUCAGUCAUGCAGACCCACCUGUCUACUCGGACCAUGCUUUAGCAGUGAUUGUGAGCUGGUUACAUGGAGUGGCAGCAAGCAGACAGAGACACAUCAGCAAGGGUGAAGCCACCCCGGAGCACCUGCAAAUGGACAUGGAAAACUCUGACGUGCAUGCCAUACUCCGAAACUGCAAGCCACAUGCAAAAAAGUACAAGGAAACCAGAAGGUUAGAUUCGGAAGUGAUCCAGGCAGUGGCACAGUGGCAGCAGUGCUUGCUGGACUUGGAGAACCUGAACAAACUCCUGCUCUGUCCCUAUAUGCAUCCUGACAUGGCAGUCCUAUACGAUGGGCCCCUGAUUCAUAGCUUCGUCCUGAUCCUGAAGUCGAUGACCAUGCGGGAGCAGCGGCUGUGGGUGGGUUCAGAGCUGCUGCGGGGUACAACGUCAAGGGUUCAGGCUUUGUUUGAUCAGCUCCUGGAGCCCUGUUGGCCCCUCCUCCUGCCAAGGCAAAAGACCAUUAGGGCCAAGAAGGGCAAGAGGGCACAAAGGGGUGCAUCUAGGCAGUCGUCAUCGGGCACUCCUGCUCAGAGCGGAGGAGCUGCUGGAGGUAAUGCAGAGGAAGAAAAUGACAAACUGGCUUACGGUGUCAGAGUUUUCAGCAGGUUUGCCCCACUUGGAUUGAGUGACAGGUGGGAUCCUAGUCAGUCAUGAAUGAAUCCUUCAAUAAACUUUGAUUUACACAUUCCAGUAUACAUCCACAUCCCAACCUUUGUGCUCAUUACUUCUGCUUACGCACUCGUAUGCAGUACCUACUUGUGUGGGAACAACUCAUUGUCUACUGAAAUAAAAGGGUGUUAGUUUUGAGGCUAAAGGAGACACAUUCAUGCUAUGGCUGUUGGCCUGUUUGUUUUAUACAGAUACGGAUCUCGAUCAGUGAUCCAGUGGUUCACAGACACUGGUACUCGCCCAGUGGAUGGAGCAUUGAGAUAACUGAUCGAGAUCCAGGUUUGUGUGAAACAAACAGGCUCUAUGAGGUGACUUCAUGAGUGGACAUUAGCCAUGGGCAAAGGUUUUUGACAAGUUGGCAGUUGUCAAGAUUUUUGUCCUUUUUUAUUUUGUUUUGGGAAGUCAUGUAACAUGCACCAUGUUCAUGCUAAAGUUUUCAGAAAAGUGUUCAUGUUUAGAGAAUGGGAAGUUAAUAUAUAGGUGCAAGACUUCUCAGUUUUUCUCAGUUGGUGGUGAUGGUCCUUUCCUGCAAAUUUACAUGUAAAUGUGUGCUGUCACGUGUACUUUAAAAGAUUUUAGGAUGCACUUUUGUUAAACCAUAUGGUCAGACAAAUACAUGUAUGUAGACUUAUAUGAAAAGUUUAAACUAAAACAGCCUCUGGUGAUGGCCAUAUUUGGAUUGUAGUAUCUAGCUUAUUAAAGAAUCACCAUUGCAAACACGUCCCAAACAGACGCAGUGAUUUUACCAACGUCGCUUAUACUGUUAUAAAUCAAUACCAAUUGUAAAUGAAUACUUUUAUCCAAAUGUCGCAACUUAAUGAUACAUACAAUUUUGGCUUGGAAAAUUUUAAAUUUCUAAAAGGAACCUUACUUUUUGGUGCUAGAAAGAAUUUGAAACCUUAACUCAUUUUAAGGCAUUGCAAAAGGAUUUGAAAGAAUUAUUAUAGAAGGUUUUUGUAAAAAAAAAUGUUGACCAUACAUUCGCUGGUGCAUGACAUCAUCAUGAAGUGAUAACGUUUCCUGCUGCCUUUGCCCAAACACAAAACAUGAACUGCAAACAUUCAAGCAAGAGGGGCUCUCUACAUUAUCCAUUCUUUCAGGCACAUUUGAUGUCUCUAGUGUUGUUUUGAGGUUCCAUCUUAAGGAGAUCUUAAACAUAUUGUUUUUUGUGAGUUGAAUGCCAGUUCUAACUUUAACCUAUAUAUUGAUUACAUAAUUUUGAUAAAUCACCUUCGAUACAACACUGAUCAGAUGAGGAGUAUACUGUAUGUGUACAUGUAUGCAAAUGUGUGUAUGAACUUUCUUAAUUUUUUAAAUCAUGGUAUAUUUAUAUAAUCGGUAAAAUUCAUGAUCAGUUGACUAUGCGGAAUAUUUUAAACAUAAUGUUAUCACAGUAUAGCAUGUUCUCCCGUGUUUUAACAUCCACGCUGCUUUUAAUUAACAUUUAAUAUCUGUGCAUUUCUAGUAUACGUCUGGAAAUUGUUAAAAAUUGGUCAUCCAUGCGUAGAAUUUCAUGUACCAAACAUGCUAUUUUCAGUGGGAGGCACUAGCAGUUGAGCCAAUCAGAUAAGUGUUGAACCAUAAAAAAAAACCGAUUGGAGAAGUAAUCAGAAAUUCUAUUAAAAAAACAAAACAAAAGACA
Messenger RNA from Acanthaster planci (crown-of-thorns starfish), 4288 nucleotides. RefSeq names its product asteroid homolog 1 (gene aste1). Gene Ontology annotation, molecular function: nuclease activity. Lineage: Eukaryota; Metazoa; Echinodermata; Asteroidea; Valvatida; Acanthasteridae. The record is from RefSeq and is a predicted model, not a curated record.